Molecule: messenger RNA, 905 nt
Organism: Striga hermonthica
Lineage: Eukaryota; Viridiplantae; Streptophyta; Magnoliopsida; Lamiales; Orobanchaceae
Source: the annotation of a GenBank genome assembly
GUGUACGUUGAUGACAUGCUGGUAAAGAGCAGACGAGCGGUCGACCACGUUGGGGACCUGAGAGAAACUUUCACCACCCUGCGGGAGUACGGUAUGAAGCUGAAUCCAGCUAAAUGCAAAUUCGGGGUGAAGACGGGCCGAUUUCUAGGAUAUGUUGUUACGGAGAAGGGAAUCGAGGUGAACGCAGCCAAGGUGCAGGCGGUCUUGGAGAUGAAUCCCCCCAGAAACCGUCGUGAGGCCCAAGUAUUAGCAGGUCGAUUGGCAGGACUCAGUCGAUUCAUAGCCCAAGCGGCUGAGAAGGGGUUCCCGUUCUUCAAGGCUUUGAAGAAAGGGGUUAAGUUCGAAUGGACGAUGGCUGCGCAGGAGGCGUUCGAGCGACUCAAAGAGUUCUUAGCAGAAUUACCCCUCUUAUCGAAGCCAGAACCGGGGGAUGAGUUGGUGUUAUAUUUGUCCGUGGGGCGCGUGGCGAUCAACUCGGUACUUUUAAAGGAGGAAGAUCGACAGCAGAGGCCCGUGUAUUACACGAGCCGACUGCUGCAAGGGGCAGAAACCCGUUAUUCGGACAUAGAGAAGGUGGCACUGGCGUUGAUUACCACGAUCCGAAAGCUAAGACCAUAUUUCUUGAACCACAAGGUCGUUGUCCGCACUAACAUGCCGUUGGGAGAUACGCUGGGUCGACCCAAUGUGUCGGGCCGACUCACCAAAUGGGCGGUAGAACUUGGCGAGUACGAUAUAGUGUUCGAGCCCCGAAGAGCCAUAAAAGCUCAGGCCUUAGCAGAUUUCAUUCGAGAACUAACCACCGACGGAGAGCCAGGGCUGUGGAAAACGCACGUAGAUGGUAGCUCGGCCAUGGGUGGAGCAGGUGUUGGGGUGGUCAUAAUUACGCAAGAGGGUGACCGCCUUGA